Messenger RNA from Bacidia gigantensis, 552 nucleotides. RefSeq lists its product as uncharacterized. The transcript has a single exon. The coding region runs from base 1 to 552 and encodes 183 amino acids. The record is from RefSeq and is a predicted model, not a curated record. NCBI's taxonomy places the organism in Eukaryota, Fungi, Ascomycota, Lecanoromycetes, Lecanorales, Ramalinaceae.
AUGGCUGCUCUCCCCAUACGCCAUGUUCCCAAACCCUCUUCUUCCCAAACCUCUCAUUCCACGCUCAAGCCUGGCCCGCUCUCCCCGACGUUCCUUCUCAGCACCACUCCCUCGAGUGAUGCAAAAGACAUCACCUCCCUCCGCCUCCACGCCACCUACAUUCGAGACACGCUCGUUCCACUUCUAUCUAGCGAUCGCGACCUUCCCAUCCAAGAAGCCAUUCUCCUCAGAAACAUUCUUUCGAAGAUCUCACGCAUCUCGCCCAUCGCGACAGAUAUGCUUCGCCAAACACGCAUCGAGCGUGCUCUCAAGAUCAUCGCGACCUCCGGCUCCCCAUGGCCAGCGGAUACGGUGCGGCAGGCUAAAGUGAUCCUGAGAAGAUGGGAGAAAGAAGUCGGGUUUCCACUCGACAGUAUUCGAGCAGACCUGUUCGGACGUGGAGGGCGUUUGGAAGGCCUGGCCCCAGCCUUCCAACCCGUCGCACCGGGAGACCAGUUUGUCAUAAGGGAUGUGGUAAGUACACUCAGUACAUUGUAUCAGCGGGUCGUGUGA